CCGCUUGCAAAUAUGUCGGCAGCCGCGCGCAGACGUGCUGGCGUGAAAGGAGAAACUCCCACCGCAGGCAGAACAGCCACAGUAGCAGCAGCACUUCCAGCUCGCGGAGAUGAGGAGCCGGGCAUGGCGGCGACCCCGAGCCUCACUGUCUGCCUCAAGCUGCUGGCGGCUGCGUUCUAUGGCUUUAGCUCUUUCUUUAUCGUGGUGGUGAACAAGAGCGUGCUGACUAGCUAUGGAUUUCCUUCCUCGCUGUGUGUGGGACUGGGUCAGAUGUUGGCUACAGUAGUUGUCCUCUGGGUGGGAAAGGCACUCAGGGUGGUGAAGUUUCCAGACUUUGACCGAAAUAUACCUCGAAAGACAUUUCCUCUACCUCUUCUCUAUUUUGGAAACCAAAUCACAGGACUGUUCAGCACAAAGAAACUUAACUUACCAAUGUUUACAGUCCUGAGACGGUUUUCCAUUCUGUUUACAAUGUUUGCAGAAGGAAUCUUACUCAAGAAAAAAUUUUCUUGGGGAAUUCAGAUGACAGUAUUCGCAAUGAUAAUUGGUGCGUUUGUAGCAGCAAGUUCUGAUUUGGCAUUUGACCUAGAAGGUUAUGUUUUCAUUUUGAUCAAUGAUGUCUUGACGGCUGCAAAUGGUGCAUAUGUAAAACAGAAAUUAGAUUCAAAGGAACUUGGAAAAUAUGGUCUUCUCUAUUACAAUGCACUGUUCAUGAUUCUUCCUACUUUGGCCAUUGCAUAUUUUACAGGAGAUGUACAAAAGACAGUGGAAUAUAAAGGCUGGGCAGACACCCUCUUCCUUAUACAGUUUACACUUUCAUGUGUAAUGGGGUUUAUUCUGAUGUAUUCAACAGUACUUUGCACUCAGUAUAACUCUGCCCUUACAACUACAAUUGUUGGUUGCAUUAAGAAUAUAUUAAUAACCUACAUAGGAAUGUUCUUUGGAGGAGAUUAUAUUUUCACAUGGACAAACUUUGUAGGAUUAAAUAUCAGUAUCGCUGGAAGUCUGGUCUAUUCUUACAUCACCUUUACAGAAGAUCAAAUGAAUAAGCAAUCUGAAGCUAGCAUCAAGAUGGACAGUAAAGGAAAAAGUUCUGUAUGACAAAAUGUUUAUUUACCAGUAGUGACUUUUGUUAUGCAGCCAAGAUUGCUGACAGAUCAGUAGAAUAUGCAGUAUCUGUGAAUGGAGCUAUAUGAAUCCUUUGCAUUUGCACAAUCUGAAGGGUGUUGCCUUUUAAAAAGAUUAGAUAUUUAUAACUGACUGCAUAAAAAUGCACAUUGGUUAAAUACAGGCUUCAAAGAAUACUACUUUCAAAAUUACUUUGCAUCAUCCAUGCAAACAGACUUCUAAUGCUACAGUAUUAAUAAUUUUGAACAUAGCAAGAACAUUGCUAAGCUAGAAUUGGGCCCAGUAAGAAAAUUUGUCCUAAAUAUUUCAGAAUUAACUGAGAACUUGACAAACAUUCAUGACUUUCACUUGCCAAAAAGCCCAGUUUUAACUGCAUUUUCCCUAAAUGUUGCUCAAACUGGUAUUGGUGAGCUAUAGUGCAGGAUAAGCUUGUGUUCCAUUUCUCAUUGCGCUGUGUGAGUGUGUGUGUGAGAGAAAGAGGCAGAUGGAUAGUCAGUGUAUUCUAGAUAAAGCCAUUCCACCAACUACCUUUUUUGUAACUAUAGUCACCCAAGAUGCAAUCCUGAUGGAAUUGGGGCUUGUCUGUGUUCCAUGGAUAUGUAUAGUUUAUCUGUAUGCAUUUAAGUACUUGAGUGCCAUUACCUUCAGUGGUAGUUAGGUGUGUACCUUCUCAGAAGUUGUGGCCUUAUGACUUCAGAGAGCAUUAAGUGGCUAUCCCAGACAAGGAGCUUGCAAGCAUACAUGUAUUUUCAAGAUGAAUAAGUAUUGGAGUAGUUGAAGAAUGUGAAAUGCAAAAUACAGUCCUGCUAAAUGCAAAAUACAGAAAUGCAAAAUACAGAUCUAUGUCCUGCUUACACUUGACAGGACUGUACUCUGUCAGGAAAAAAGUAUAGUCUCAUUGGUGUCUCUCUUGACUUCACCAGAUAAAUGAACCUUCUCUCCAUGAACAAUAUUCGAUGUAGGACCUAUGUGCUAACUGCUUGAGAAGCACAUGUUAGUAUUCUCUGUGCACAGUAUUACAGUAAACUUUGCAAAUCCGAGCUUAACAUUUGAUCUAAGAUGCUAUACUGGGCUAGGGGAUGUGGAAUCAUUCACUAGAUUACCAGAAACAAAGCAAAAAAAAAAAAAAACCACUCUCACUGCCUUCUCUAAGUCAUCUGCUUCCCAUUUUCAUAUGCUCAUGACAACCGCAAAUUAUCAACCAAUUAGGAAAAUAUAGAAAGAGCAAAAGGGAGAGCAUGGUUAAUAAAAGGAAAGAGAAGCUAUUCUAAAAUAAAAUCAAGGGCUUCUGCCAUUGGAGGUUUUACUACUUGAAAAUCACUACUACUGUACAGUGCUCUAAUAAGAUUUCCACCUGUUGAUCAUAGGGUGAGAGUUCCAGUACUGUCAGUGUUGCUCCUUAUCACCCAAAUAACACACAAAUCCACAGACGGCUAUACUUAGAAAGCACCCAAAAUUAAGUGUUUAAAAAAAAAAGGAUAGUGCGACGGCUAAGGUGGAAACAGUUAUAUGAGCUCUUGUCCCAAACCAAACCUUAGCACAUCCGGACAGCAGUUAAGCCCCAAGUUUAAGACACCCCUAAGAAAAUAAGUAGGAGACAGAUGGGACCAAAGGAAAAGCUUGGGCUUAGUGAAGUAAAGAUUAUAUUGUUUACAAAAGAGCCAGUAGUAGACUGCCAUGCAAGUUCUAACAAAUGCCUUACCCCUGUAAAGAUUCUAAGGGGCAAAAGUUGUGUGAGGAAUUCCGUCUCAUGAAAUUUUAAAGCACUGUAGUCUUCAAGCCCAAAUGUUAAACCCCAGAAAUGCUACAGUUAUUGGCAAACAAUGCUCUUGAAGCUUAAAAAUAAUGCAACAAUUCUUACGCGCAAAGCUAAAAGAAUAAAUAGAUUGCUUUUCCAAGGCAGUCUUUCCAUAAGUUUACUCUGCCUUGAGUACAGAUCCUGAAGUGGGAAGUGAUGCCAGCUUGCAUUUUCCAGUACAAGCCAGCUUUCCAAAGUUAUUAGUAACAUUUUAAACACAGGAUUACUUAUUGGGCCAUUCAAGCAGUGGAGGCUUAAUUGAAUGAUAUUAACGGCAUUAAUUAAUUUUAUUGACAUUAAAGAAGCUGUCUAUGGACCAAACCUACUUUGGGCAUGGGAUUCGACACCAUGGAUAGUUUUUUAAAAUUUCAGAGUAAAAUCUUGGGUGGAGAAGAAGUCUUUGCAUUCAAGAAAAACCAGUGCAUUCAUCACUUGGGCCUCUGAUUAGGCCUUACGAUCUGGGGAGCACCUUGCCCUUUUCCCCAUACCUUGGUGGCAAACACACCCCUGCUCACACUUGAGUCACCACCUGCCUUGGGGCAGGGGCACGAAUCACUUUAAAAAGGAAAAACAGAAGUGCAAGAAUAGAAGAGGACCAUUUUGUUUCUAAAUUAGCCAUUUUUGCUGCCAUUGCCAUAUCAACAUUUUUUUUAAUACACUGCCAAGAAGAGGGAUUUUCCCCCAUUCCGGACACAUGGCCGUGGCACAUGUGGCUCACAGGCCUCAUUGCACACUCCCCUGUCUUAAGGGAUCAGGUUUAUUCCAUUUAAUUUUAUAGCUAGAGAUUAUAUCAUGGAUGUGUUCCAAUAUAUAAAAACAUCUAAUUCAGUAUAAGUAGACACGUAAAUCCAAACCUUACCACUCUACUUACCUGUUCCCUGCCUGAUCACACAUGAUAUUGUCAUUAAAGCCAGGUUAAACAAUAACAACAGAUGUUGGCAUGAGGCCUUUUUUGUGGGGUUCACCUGGUAACAUUGAUUCACCUGGUAACAAUUUUAGAGACAGUUCAUAUAAUGGUAGGUUAACAACAGUCCAUUGUGUAAAGGUACUAUUAAUUUGUUCAAGCAUGAUACAAAACAAUCCUAGUGUAGUCUGCCAAACAGUUUCCCUGAAUUUAGGGGAAAUUGUUUUAACAGCGUGAGCAUGAACAUUGGAAAAAAGUCUUGGUAAUAUUUUUUGACCCCUGGCUGUAAGGCAUGUUUCUCAUUUGUGAGCUGUCAAUGGCCAAAUAAACCAUGUUAUGAACCCUCUAAACUCCGUGGAUUUAUAGGUAUCCUAUGAAGGGUAGAACUGUGGAGGCAGAAGAGGUCCAGAGAUCUCAAGUACUGCUUCAGUUGGAUGAUUUGGUAGUCUGAAUGCAGUACUUUGAAACAGAAAAGGAAGAAGCUGAGGCACUGGCUGGAUACAAUGUGUCUUAGAAGCAACAGUCUUGUUUCUUCCCAGUUCCCUGAAACAGCCCCGAAAGCUCUUCCCUGAGUUCACUCUGGCAACCAUGGGGAAGCAGGUAGUGUUCCAAGCAUGCAUCACAAGUUACAAAGUUAAAGCAAAGCUGUAGGAUAUAGGGAAGGCCAGUUAAAGAUACAGUAACUCAAGGUCCCACCACUUUCUGGGGAAAAAAAGGACUUGGAGACUUUGUAAAAAAUUACUGGGAGGCCUUAAGUUCAGCUUCCCUAUGCACUGAUAUAGUGUGUCAGUUGCAUUCUUUGGCAUAAGUUGUGUUAGGGCAAAAUAAUGAGAUGGAUCUCCUGAGCCCUAUGGAUCAGUGAAUUAACUUUAAAGGAAGGGUCAGUUGAAAUACAACUGUGAAAAGCACAGAGCUGGGGGAUCUGCCAAAAUGGCUCCAGGGUCCAGCAGGUACUCUCUACCUAGAAGUACUAAGAACAGUGUUUUCAGGUCAGUAACUACAGAAAGCACUCAACCAAAGGAAUACCUGUGAGAGCUGUACAAUAAGGCUGUUUAGAAAAACACCGAAAAUAGCAUGGGUUCAACGUAAGUGCCCUAAGCAAGCACUUAAGGUGCAGAAGGGCUCAGAGUAGAUUCUUCCUCUCACAUCCUGAAACAUUAGUCAAGGCUGUUGUCUAUUUCGUGAUGUUUCACUGCUUAGAUCCUUAUCCAGCCCAGCUUGGGUUUGUGUGUUGUUGGGGUUUUUUUUUUGUAAGCCAUCCAGAGACACUGGUAUUGGAUGACAUAUAAAAGUUUUAAAUAAAUAAAUAAAUUGUAAACUCUAGAUUACAGCCCUGGGCUGUAGUGUCCUUCACUCAGCAGUUCAAAGUAGCCUGCUGCCAAACAGGUAUGAAGUGACAUAUACCUCCCCCACCCCAAUAUAGUGUUGCCACAGAGUGAGAAUGGUACCAGGUGGGCUAAAGUUUUUUCCAGUUCUUGUGUCCUGAAGGUGAGGUAGCAGUUGUAGACUUACAGAAUGGCUUGCUCCCCCAGUUCCAUUUUGAUGUAAAACCAGAUCACAACAAAUGGAUUCUGGGUAAUGGUUGGGUCAAAAGGAAUAUUAUGCCUUAAGUUUCUAUUCCUCACAGUUGGCCAUGAGGAAAGCCUCAAUGUCUCCACCCAAGCAUUCUCUAAUGGCUGUUCAAACACUUAGAUCCUUUGAAAGGAGAGCUGGCUGAACAAACUUGUGAGCCAGGGCCCAUCCUAGUGACAUACCCAGGUGUGCUUGUGAGCCAGGGCUAAGGGCCUAACAUUCGGUGGAAUUGUAUUACCAGUGGAGUUUGUCUCAAGAACUGCCACAAGUGCAAUUUUCUUCAGCCCAUUGCAGUGGUUUGGGUGUUGGGUUCACUUGCCUUGAGCUAGAUAAAUCUAGAGAAACUGAAGUUUAUUCUAAAAGCUGUUGCUGAAGCUUCAAAACUUUAACAAGUGCUGUCUCUACAUUUUUUUGCAUGGAUCCUUAGGCCCACCUUUCUGAGGGAAGGACUGCUGUGGAUGCCAUGAGCUUGUCAAGCCCAUACAUUUCAGCAAGUCCAUUGCUUUUUGACAGAACAACAUAGAACUUAUUAGCUCAUAUACUGACUUUAUUUUAGAUUUUGUCCCGUUCAGACUUCCAAGUCCUAUCAAAGGAAUCUGGAAGAAGCACUGUCAUUGGCUUACAUGGCCUGUCUGGAAAUGCUGUUUUUCAUUGUGUGGUAGAAUCCUUUUUUCUUUCUCCAGGUUGUUCUUCAGUGAGCUGCGGGUUCCUAACUAUUUUUGCCGAAAAGGGGGGGGGGCUUAGGUGAAACUAGUAUACCUUGGUGGCAUUCUCCAAGUUCUCCUCAAAAGGUUUCCCAGCCUCCUUGUCACUGAAAUCCAACAAAGGAAUUAUCUCUGCAACAAACUUAUUUGUAAGUUUAAGAAGUCUUCCCUUUGGUACACUGUAAGGAUUUUUCUUCCUCUUUUCCUGGUCUGCUGCCCUUAUGAUUGCGUUGUAGAUACCUGAAAGGGGGAAUAGCUUGAGGUGAUAGUCACUGUGAGGAGUUUGAAUCCAACUAAGCACUGAAGGCUCUGAGCAGGACCUGGUCUUGAAAACCUUCAUGCAUUUGUCUUUGAAACAGCCACUAGGUCCAUGCUCCCCCACCCUUUAUACUUGUUUUUCUUCUUGCUAUGUGAGGAAUGGUACUGGGACCAUAGAAGGUCCCAUGCUUUGCUCUCAGUGCACCUUGUAUGUGCUGAGCCACAAACUCCAGAACCCAGAGAAACUCGAGAGGGCCCCUUCCCCUGAAAGACUGGGGAGAGAGGUAGGAAAGGGCCCUCAAUCCAUCCUUGCAUUAGCCUGCUGAAACAUGGCCCAGAGUCUGCUUCUGGUGCCAUGAUGAAGGCUUCUGACUUUUCCUGGCCUUGAAACACUUCCAAGCAUCACUAUAAAUCAGAAAACAUGUGCCCUUCCUGCCCUGUGGAAGGAAGUGGUAGUACCAGAUGAUGCAGCUGACAUGCCAGCUUCAAGCUAUGCUCCCAGUUUGGUGAUCUGCUCCUUGUUUUUCCCAUGUUAGGGGUUCCUAGCUUGCCUACACUGUUUUUUUUUUACAUUGUAACAUAACAUACCAACAUAAUUGCAUUCUAUCUUGAAUGCAAACAUUUCACUCUUUAUCCAAUUAACUUUGCACUAUAAAAUGUUCACUUACUCCCCUUUUAAAGUUAGGAUGCAAGAAUUGAGUAAGAAACUGUGUAUAUUUUCUCUUCAGAUUCUGUUGUCACAGUGCAUUUUCAAGUAAUUAAAACCAUUGAGGUAAAUCUUUCCUAGAAGCUGCAUAUGGCUCCCACCACCACUUAAAUACAGUUGGCCUUUUCCCAUGUUUAUUGGCCCUCCUCUUGGCUGCCACGGUGUGGAUUUGGGGUGCAGCCCUUGGUUGGCUAGUGGGCAGAUUUACCCCUCAGAUCUCAAGGUUGUCUACUUGCUAUAUGGGGGGAAAUCCCUUACAAUGUAUUCUUUAACCUAUGGUAGUUGAAGUAUUAUGGUAUCAUACUGGUCAUGUUUGUUACAAGCUAAGGCUCCAGCAGCCAUGUGUAGAAUGAUUUGCCAUGAAAGCUUUCUCACUUCUCAUCUUUUUGCCCUUGCACCAGAGUUCUGCAAAAACACAUUCAAAAUAACUUAAUGUGCAAAUAAGUAUAAUUGCAUGGCAUUUUUUACAGAUCAUGGCAUUUGUUUAGAUGGUAGCUCUGAGGCAUUAUUCACAAAUAACUAUAUUUUGGUUAGCCUGCUGUACUGAGGCAGUUGCUCUCAGGGUAUUAUUAGAGGGAAUGUUACUUUCUUUUAAUCUACUGGGUAGAUUUACUGUAAUGUAAAAUAGCUUUGAGUACAUUUACGUUUUGUAAAACACACAUCUUUUUAGUGUCAAGUUCCAGAAGAUUACAUACACUGGAAAGACAAAUAAAAAUACUAGCUAAUUUCUCUGCUAUUAAUCUUUAUUUUUCCUAUAUAGAAUUUAUUUACAAGAGUCAGCAUUCUAGCAUUAAGGGUAAAGGUAUUUUAAUUGAAUGUCAUGUAGACUUUAUAUAUUGUAUGUCAGAUGGCACCAAAAGAAUUUUAUGUACAUAUGUAUUUUUGUACUGGCUUAAAAAUAAAAUGAGACAGUUUCUCUUC
This is a messenger RNA of Varanus komodoensis (Komodo dragon), 7991 nucleotides long. RefSeq names its product solute carrier family 35 member D1 (gene SLC35D1). Gene Ontology annotation, molecular function: GDP-fucose transmembrane transporter activity; antiporter activity. NCBI's taxonomy places the organism in Eukaryota, Metazoa, Chordata, Lepidosauria, Squamata, Varanidae. The transcript is spliced from 12 exons. The record is from RefSeq and is a predicted model, not a curated record. The coding region runs from base 13 to 1101 and encodes 362 amino acids. Gene Ontology annotation, cellular component: Golgi apparatus.